AAUCCAUCUGUCAAAUAAAAUGAUGCAUGGUAAAAGUACGUCUCUGGGCCGGCUGAAGAAGGCAGAAACUGUAAGAUAAUUUUAUGGGCGUGGUUCGUUGUUACGUUCUCGUGUUCAACAUGGCGGCCCCCAUAGAUUUAGAGCUGAAGAAGGCCUUUGCAGAGCUGCAAUCGAAAAUGAUUGACACACAACAAAAGGCGAAACUGGCAGAUCUUCAGAUCGACCAGCUCACUCGCAUGAAGAAACAUGCCAACCUGACACAUGCAGAAAUAAAAACCCUACCAGACAACACCCGCAUGUAUGAAGGAGUAGGACGCAUGUUCAUCUUGCAGUCUAAAGAAGAUAUCAACACACAGCUGACUUACAAACAGAAGACAGCAGAUGAGAAAAUUAAGGAGCUUGAGCAAAAGAAGACGUACCUGGAGCGCACUGUGAAGGAUGCUGAGGACAACAUCAGAGAAAUGCUCAUGUCCAGGAGGGCCCAGUGAGAUUGAAACACCAAUACAAACGCAUACUUUCGCUAAUUUGUGACUUCCCUCUGAUAUAAUUUGUGUAUGUUAUAACCGGCUACAGUAAACCUUAAUGACUGACCAAGCAGGUGCUGUUCUCCAUAUGAGGUUUUCUUGCUUCUCUGCCAGUACUGUAACAUCUGCCCUGUUACUUAAGUUAUACAAUCUGAAGGGACACUAUCUUCACAUUAAAUAAUCAUCUUGGACUGUGUCUUGCAAUGUCAUUUUAACUUCUCAACUUUUUUUUGUUUGUUACUGCUGCAGUUUGUUGAUAUGAUAAUAAAAAUGGGUAAUGAAACGA
This is a messenger RNA of Oncorhynchus tshawytscha (Chinook salmon), 810 nucleotides long. RefSeq names its product prefoldin subunit 1 (gene pfdn1). The record is from RefSeq and is a predicted model, not a curated record. The transcript has 4 exons. Bases 84 to 488 code for a protein of 134 amino acids. Lineage: Eukaryota; Metazoa; Chordata; Actinopteri; Salmoniformes; Salmonidae. Gene Ontology annotation, molecular function: protein folding chaperone. Gene Ontology annotation, biological process: protein folding. Gene Ontology annotation, cellular component: cytoplasm; prefoldin complex.